AUGCCUAAAGAAAAAGUUAAUCAAAGAAUUUCAAGACGCAAAAAUUCUUCUAAUGUAACUAAUUCUAAGACAGCAAUAAAUGCAAAUAUUGAAGUUGUUGCAUCAGGUUCACAAUCUAGAGUAGCGCGUAAUUUUGAAGAUUCUUGUGAUCUUUUACAAAUACAAGAACAAGAGAUGCGUGAUGAUAAUAGAGAAGAAACAUUGGCUCCACUAGCUGAUGCAUCAUCUAAUAUGAAUACUUUGAGAUCAAUGGAAAAUGCUCCAAUUGAUACUUCUAAGACGUUUUAUUUGCAUAUGAUUGAAGGUUUAAAGAGGAAUUUGGGUCAAAAUAAACAUAUAUACGAUGCGAUUCAUGAAAUGAAAACUUCGCAAGAUGUGUUCCAAAAAGAAACAAAUGAAAAACUAAAUACUAUUUCAGAGAAAAUUAACCAAUUAAUUACUCCUGAAGAUUCCUAUUGGAAGAGUUUGGCGUCAAAAGCAUGCAAAAUUCAACUACCUAUUCUUGGUCUUUAUCCUGAUGAUUCAGAAUUCAAGAAAGGUUUUGAAAGUAUACUUGAACAAGAAAAGCCAGGUUAUAUCGAACAACUUGGUUUACAAUGGAAUCAGUAUUAUUCGGGACGCAUCAGACCUCUAUGUCGUGACGUAAUUAAAAGUCAAAGAUGUGAUAAGGCCAAAGAUAUCCGAUCUGCAAUGUUUGACAUAUUUGGCAAAAAUCUUUUAACUCGAAUUAAUACUUCAGCAGGAGCUGAAGAUAUUACGGCUUUUAAAAAUUCAAAUAAUACUAAAAAGGCGUUUAAAUGUUUAUUUAUAAGUGAUGAUGAUGGUGCUCUUCCAUAUAUUGAAGCAAUUAAGAAAAAGGCUUGGGGAAAAAAGAAGACUACAUUGAUGGAUACUGCUUUCACGUUGGCAGUUUGUGAAAUUGUUUUAAAUCCUAGACAUCCACGAAUAUCUGUUAGCGAUAAUGCUCUCCAUAAACGAUUUGAUUUAUAUUUGGAUUGUAUCUGUAAUUUUAAAGAAAUAACGUCUGAGAUUACCAAACAAGUUAGACAAGAUGAAUUAGGUAAAACAUGUGAUAAUUCGGAUGACACUAGCGAGAGUUAUGACCACCAUUAUGAUGAUCGUGAUGAAGAUCAAUAG
Molecule: messenger RNA, 1137 nt
Organism: Rhizophagus irregularis DAOM 181602=DAOM 197198
Lineage: Eukaryota; Fungi; Glomeromycota; Glomeromycetes; Glomerales; Glomeraceae
Source: RefSeq, a predicted model, not a curated record